AUGGCUCCAGGCGACACACUCCCUGACUUCCUCACCAACACUCCACUACAUCACUCCUUCGAUGACGACAUCAAAGACACGCACCUCAUCUACGACUACGACGCUGAAGACCAUAACGGCAACCCGGAGAAAUGGCGCUACGAGCUCUGGUGUUUCUCACAUGACCGCGUCGUCUACGCCAUCCACGGCGGCCCCAUGGCCGGCAGAAUCAACUACCAACGAGCCACCUACCAAUGCAUCCGUCCCGGCGAGCUGUGGCAGAUCAACUGGCUCGAAGAGACGGGAACCGUAGUCUCUGCUGUGUACGAUAUUUCCAAGCGGAAGAUGACGACGAUGAUUUCUUUCUCCGAGGGCCAUUGGAAGCAGGCGGAGGCGGCGCAUGGGGAUAAAAGACAGAAGGAGUGCCUGGAGAGGUGGAGAAAGCUGGCUGAUGUGGGGAAUCAGGUUAGUCGGUUUAUGUUGAGUGAACAGGCGGAUGUGGUGGAGGCGUUUAAGGGCAAGGGGGAUUUGGUUCCUAUUAGUAGAGACGAUCCUACGUUCUAA
Messenger RNA from Didymosphaeria variabile, 543 nucleotides. RefSeq lists its product as uncharacterized. The transcript has 2 exons. The record is from RefSeq and is a predicted model, not a curated record. Gene Ontology annotation, molecular function: carboxy-lyase activity. Bases 1 to 543 code for a protein of 180 amino acids. NCBI's taxonomy places the organism in Eukaryota, Fungi, Ascomycota, Dothideomycetes, Pleosporales, Didymosphaeriaceae.